CAGAGAACAAAAAAUAGUUAUAAAGACGAUCAUGAUCGCUAACCCUGCAACGAUGUAGACAAGUAUCACAGUGUCACUGCUCAUACUACUCAAAAUGGACCCGGUUUGACUAGCCACUGAAAAAGAACUAUUGAAUUUCUCGAUUUUGACAGCCACCGGUAAGGAGCCAAGUGCAAAAUCCGUUCCAGUUUCACUAGCCACCAGAAAGCAAUCCAUGCAAUCCAGAUUCAGGAGGGGGACGAUCGACCUCAAUAGUGAUGCAGGAGAAAUCCAGAUUCAUGAUUGAUGAAGAAGUUGCUAAAAAUCUUUUAUUAUCACUCAAGAACAUCCGACCGAUGAUGGUAAAAAAUAUACAUCUGGCAAUCGACAAUUCACCAUCGAAAAUAACAUCUCUAGACAAUGUUAGAAAGUAAACAUAUAGAUAGAAUUGAAAGUAGUGAUUAAAUGAAUUUUUUUUCAUCAUCGGAGCCAAAAGAAUUGAAGGAAGAGAAGAAAAGAAGAGGAGACUAGGGUUUCCCCUCCGCUCCUACCACACGCAGAAGUUUUUUUUUCCAAUACUAACCAAUUUCAAUUUUUUAAAAAUAAUUUUAAAAAAUAUUGAUUUUUUGUGUGAAAUAAAAAUAAAAUUGGAAUUAAAAAUUUUCAAGUUUUACUCAUAGACAAAAAUAAAUGAAUUUAAAAGUUACUCCCUCCGUUCCGCUAGAAUGUUUCCGUAAACGGUUUACGAUGUUUGACUGAUGAUAAAACAACUUAAUCCCUAUUCACCCUCUAAUUAUUUUUAGUAAAUAAAAUUUGCAUAUUAAGAAACUACAUUAAAACCGCUACAAAACCUGAUAAAACAUGUAAAUUUGAUUUUAAAAAAUUGAUAUAAAAAAUAAAUGAUUAAAAAUGAUUUAAGUUGGCCAUGUGAAUAGUGGACGAGAAUCUUUUUGAAAGCACAACAAUUAUAAUUGCACCCCAAACCUCAUGACUCAUGUAACGCGCCAGUGAAAAUCAGUUUAAAGAAGGAUAAAAGUUUAAGAAGGAUAAAGUAUAAAUAGAAGAAGACAUAUUGAAGUAUACUUAGCCGUUUUUGUUUUACAGGUUAUGCACUGUGUUUUGAAGUUUCCCAAGCUUAAAGCUUACAGAGGUCGGGCCAUCCAGGCAUCUGUUUUCUUCAAUCACAGAAGUAGGUUCUUCCUUUCAAAGCUCCCAUUCCUUUUCUUUUGCAAAAAUGCCCGAUACGCGUACGGUUGAUACAACUGAAGGAUCAAAUACGUUAUCUGAUGCAUUGAUUGGGAAGCUUGCUGCAUACUGCAACCAGAGGGAUCUCCCGAGAGCCAUGAAUGCCCUUUAUGAGAUGGAGAAACACAAGAUAUGGGCCAAUGCUAUCAUUUAUUCCGAGCUUAUAAAAUGCUGUGUCGCCCAACACGCUGUAGAACACGGCAAACACGUUCACAGGCACGUUUUUUCCAAUGGAUAUCAGCCGAAGACCUUCUUACUCAACAUACUCCUGAACAUGUAUGUGAAAUUCAACAUGUUGGGUGAAGCACAGGCUCUGUUCGACAAAAUGCCAGAGAGAAAUGUCGUUGCUUGGACUACAAUCAUAUCGGCGUACUCUACUUCCAACCUCAAUUCCCAGGCUUUCAAGCUGUUGAUCCUCAUGCUAAGGAAUGGAGUCCAACCCAAUAUGUAUACUUACUCCUCUGUUCUCAGAUCAUGCGAUUCCAUCUCUAACCUCACGCCUCUCCAAUGCAGUAUCGUUAAGGUGGGGUUGGACUCUGAUGUCUUUGUCCGCAGUGCUCUUAUUGACGUCUACGCCAAAAUCGGCCAACCAGAGAGUGCACUUGUCGUCUUCAAUGAAAUGCAAACACACGAUCGGGUGGUUUGGAACUCUAUAAUAGGAGGAUUUGCUCAAAACAGUGACGGGUAUGAAGCCUUGACUCUCUACAUGAGAAUGAAACGAGCUGGUUUUCCAGCUGACCAGUCAACCCUAACCAGUGGUCUUAGAGCAUGUACCAGUUUGGCGCUUUUAGAGGUCGGCAGGCAAUUCCACGUUCAGGUUUUCAAGUUCCACCAAGACAUGAUACUUCAUAAUGCACUUCUUGACAUGUAUUGUAAGUGUGGCAGCGUGGAUGAUGCUAACCGUACUUUUACUAGGAUGGUGGAGAAGGACGUCAUCUCUUGGAGCACAAUGAUUAUGGGGUUAGCCUCAAAUGGUUUUAGCAAAAAAGCACUUGAUCUAUUUCAGGAAAUGAAGAGGUCUAGGGGGAUGGUACCAAAUCGUGUAACCGUCCUUGGGGUUCUAUUUGCUUGCAGCCAUGCCGGAAUGGUAGAAGAUGGGCAGUAUUACUUCCGCUCAAUGAAGAAGCUUUUCGGAGUUGAUCCAGGAAGAGAACACUAUGGUUGCAUGGUUGAUCUUCUGGGAAGAGCUGGUAAACUAGAGGAAGCCGUGGAGUUAAUUCAUGAAAUGGAAUGUGAACCGGAUACUGUGAUAUGGAGAACGUUGCUUGGUGCUUGCAGGUUACAUCGAAACAUGGAUUUGGCUGAAUAUGCUGUGAAACAAAUAAUUAACAUAGACCCUUCUGAUGCCGGGACCUACAUACUGCUUUCUAAUAUCUAUGCACGGACACAAAAGUGGGAAGAGGCUUCAAAGGUGAGAAGAGACAUGAGGAGCCAAGGAGUGAAGAAAGAACCGGGAUGUAGUUGGAUUGAAGUGAAUAAGCAGAUUCACGCCUUCAUUAUGGGAGACAAGUCACACCCACAGAUAAAUAACAUUGAAGAAGAGCUUAAUCAGAUAAUUCAGAGAUUGAAAGAAACAGGUUAUGUUCCUGAUACCAACUUUGUCCUGCAAGAUCUUGAAGGCGAACAGAUGGAGGAUUCACUUCUUUGUCACAGUGAAAAGCUUGCAAUCGCGUUUGGCUUAAUGAGCUUGCCGAAAGAAAAGACAAUCAGAAUCAGAAAGAACCUCAGGAUUUGUGGAGACUGUCAUUUAUUUGCAAAGCUAUUGACGAAGUUGGAGAAUCGAACCAUUGUCAUCAGAGAUCCAAUCCGCUACCAUCAUUUUCAGGACGGCGUUUGUUCUUGCAGUGACUACUGGUAGCAGAGAGUGUCUGGCUAGAAGACCCUUGGCAAAAAGGAAGUGUAUCUUCUUGCGGAUCUGCUAUUGAACAUCUUCGAAUGCUCUAAAUGAAGAUUGGAUGGGUGAUACCUCUGUUACUAGCCUAGCUAAAAAGCAUUACUUUCGUGUAUUUACGUUCUUCAAUUCACAUCCACUUGAUUUCUAUAAAUGCCUCAAGGGCACAGAACUGGGAUGAUUCUGCCCUACAAAAAGAAUGACUAAGGAGAGUUGUGUCUGAAGA
Messenger RNA from Cuscuta epithymum, 3341 nucleotides. NCBI's taxonomy places the organism in Eukaryota, Viridiplantae, Streptophyta, Magnoliopsida, Solanales, Convolvulaceae. The record is from the annotation of a GenBank genome assembly.